Truncatella angustata is the source of this 738-nucleotide messenger RNA. Its product is annotated as superoxide dismutase 1 copper chaperone. NCBI's taxonomy places the organism in Eukaryota, Fungi, Ascomycota, Sordariomycetes, Amphisphaeriales, Sporocadaceae. The record is from RefSeq and is a predicted model, not a curated record. The transcript is spliced from 3 exons. Gene Ontology annotation, biological process: removal of superoxide radicals. Gene Ontology annotation, cellular component: cytoplasm. The coding region runs from base 1 to 738 and encodes 245 amino acids. Gene Ontology annotation, molecular function: superoxide dismutase copper chaperone activity; copper ion binding.
AUGACAUGUGAUUCUUGUGUCAAGUCUGUCUCGGAUUCACUUUACAGUCUUGAAGGGAUCACCAAGGUCGAUGCAAACCUGAAAGACCAGUCAGUAACAGUUGAGGGUACUGCUGCGCCGUCAGCGAUUGUAAGCGCAAUUGAAGCAACUGGUAGAGAUGCUAUCCUUCGAGGAUCGGGUACAUCAAACAGUGCCGCAGUAUGCAUCCUCGAAACGUUCCACGAAAAUGCCAACGAGGCACCAGUGCCCGAGGUAGAGGGCGAGGGAGGCUUCUGGAAACAACGCGAAGUGAGAGGUCUAACGCGUUUGGUGCAGGUAUCGCCAGAAACGACAUUGGUUGAUAUCACAUUGCGUGGAGUAGACCCUGGUAGAUAUCGGGCAUCUAUCCGAGAGUAUGGAAACUUGGCGGACGGUGCAGUAUCUGCAGGUCCUGUGUGGGCAGGCGGCAAUGGAACGACACAACCUAGAGGCUUGCUCGGGUUCGUCGAGGUCGGUAAGAACGGACGAGGAUCCAUGUUUAUCGACCAUCCUUUCCAAGUGUGGGAGGUUAUCGGUCAUGCGAUGGUAGUGCACAGGGAGGAGGUUGCCGAUGGUCCACUUAGCAACGACGAGAAUACUGUUGUCGGUGUUAUUGCAAGGAGCGCUGGUAUGUGGGACAAUGACAAGACCGUAUGCUCAUGCACGGGUAAGACGCUCUGGGAGGAGCGGAAGGAUGAGGUUCAAAAAGGCAUGAUAUAA